AUGUCAAGCACAAACAAGGAGUUCAGGAGCCACGCGGAGCCCGAUCUCGACGUAAAAGAUCAGGAUGAGUGGGAUAUGCAACGCCUGGGCAAGGCGCAGCAGUUGAAGAGAAACUUCCGAUUUUACUCCAUCCUGGGGUUUACCACCACUUUGAUGGCUACAUGGGAGUCAAUUUUACUCACGAGUACGUAUGGUCUGACCGAUGGCGGCCGUGCAGGCAUGGUGUAUGUCUAUAUUGGCUCUUUCGUCGGCUUCUUCGCUGCUGUCAUCUCCAUGGCAGAGAUUGCCUCAGUAUCACCUACAUCCGCUGGUCAAUACCACUGGGUAAGUGAAUUCGGUCCACCAAGGGCGCAGCGCUUCUUGAGCUAUCUUACUGGAUGGUUAUCGGUGUUGGGAUGGCAAGCUGCGUUUGCUAGUAUUUGCUUCCUCUGCGGUACCCUGAUACAGGGACUAUUGGUUUUCAACUACUCCGGCGACACCGGCUAUGUAUACGACUUCCAUCGUUGGCAUGGAACCCUCCUCACCAUCGCAAUCGCAGCAGUUGGAACCCUCGUAAAUACCUACGGCGCAAAGUUUCUUCCUCCUCUGGAGGGGGUCAUCCUGGGCCUCCAUUUGGGUGGAUUUGUCGCUGUCCUGGCCACGAUAUGGGGAAUGUCGUCCGGAACUGUUCCAGAUCACGCUGUUUGGAAAGAGUUUUCGAAUUCAGGCGGAUGGUCAAGCAUGGGCUUGGCCUGUUUAGUGGGCCAAUUGACUCCAAUAUUUUCAUGGACUGGGCCUGAUGCUGCUACUCAUAUGGCCGAGGAAGUUCAAAAUGCCUCCUUCGUCAUCCCGUGGUGCAUGGUUUCUACUGCUUUAAUUAACGGUGGAUUGGGCUUCAUCAUCCUUGUUACUCUCUUAUACAACAUGGGUCCCCUCACCGAUGUCCUCGCGCCUGCAAGCGGAUUCUCCUUCAUCCCCGCUGUUCACUAUGCUACUGGGUCUACAGCCGCAACGAAUGGCGUGGCUGCAAUCAUUCUCGUUAUGGAAGUUUGCAGCGCCAUAAGUAUUCUCGCCACUGCAUCUAGACAGACGUUUGCUUUUGCCCGCGACAAUGCGCUCCCCUUUUCAAAUGCCUUGGCACACAUCAACAAGCGUACUCAGAUACCUGUUACAUCCGUGUUGGUGUCCACUAUUAUCACUGUUCUAUUGAGUUUAAUCAAUAUUGGCUCAACUGCAGCAUUCAAUGCCAUCGCAUCAGUGAUGAUUGCCGCCCUAUUUACGACCUACAUUCUUUCAAUCGCCGCUUUCAUUCGAGCUCGACGACUUCCCGGUGGGAUACCGCCCUCUCGAUUCUCGCUUGGCUGGCUAGGAAUGCCAAUCAAUUGUUUUGCUGUAGCUUGGCUCUGCUUUUCUAUUAUAUUUACUUUCUUCCCAACAGCGAGCAACCCGACACCCGUCGAUAUGAACUGGUCGAUUCUGGUGUUUGGCGUUGUCGUUAUUUUCGCCAUUAUACAGUACCUUGUUCAUGGUCGUCGUAUUUAUGAGGCACCUGUCACUCAAGUGCGCAAAACGAAUUGA
This is a messenger RNA of Penicillium angulare, 1557 nucleotides long. RefSeq lists its product as uncharacterized. Gene Ontology annotation, cellular component: membrane. Gene Ontology annotation, molecular function: transmembrane transporter activity. Gene Ontology annotation, biological process: transmembrane transport. The transcript has 6 exons. Lineage: Eukaryota; Fungi; Ascomycota; Eurotiomycetes; Eurotiales; Aspergillaceae. The record is from RefSeq and is a predicted model, not a curated record. The coding region runs from base 1 to 1557 and encodes 518 amino acids.